Molecule: messenger RNA, 1234 nt
Organism: Sarcophilus harrisii (Tasmanian devil)
Lineage: Eukaryota; Metazoa; Chordata; Mammalia; Dasyuromorphia; Dasyuridae
Gene: NGB
Product: neuroglobin
Exons: 4
Coding region: 587-1057 (156 amino acids)
Molecular function (GO): heme binding; oxygen binding
Source: RefSeq, a predicted model, not a curated record
AAUGCUACUGGAAGCUGUUCAGCGCAGAGGCUGCCUCCAGGGAAAGUGAAGGGAGAACAGCCGCAGGUGUCCCCUGCAGUGCCUGAUGUGGGCGGUGGGCAUCAAGGAAGGCAGGACCAGGGGGUCAGCAGAGUCAGGGAGCUGCUGAGAGCAGAGCACCAGGGGGAGACAGGAAGUCAUCUUCAGCCAAUAACAGGGGACAGUUGUUAGAAGUGGGGAGGCAGCCCCUCAUUCCUGAGCGCAUCCGGCUAGGCGCGGGAUGGAGCACCAAUCUCACUCUCCUUUGGCCUCCAGGAACUCAGGCUCGGGAAGCUGGGCUAUUUAAACCCACCCAAGUGAAGCCAGGAGGCAGGAUCCUGCGAGCUCUGGCAGGGGGGUGGGAUUGCACGUGCUGCGAAAGUGUCCAGGCUCACCGGGCAGAGGCGAGUGGUGGUCACCUGGGGCGGGGAAGAUCCAAGCAGCUCUCAGAGCGCUUGGAGAUCGCUCCACUGCCCGGAGACUGCCAAGGAAUUGUCUUCGUCCCUUUCCACGCCCUGAGAGAAGGGGUCUUUGGUCGCUCCUACUCGCAGCUUUCGGAUACCAGACCAUGGAGACCCGGAGACUAUCGGGCCCAGAGCAGGAGCUGAUUCGAGAGAGCUGGCAGAAAGUGAACAGCAAUCCCCUACAGCACGGGAUGAUCUUAUUUACCAGGUUAUUCGACUUGGAGCCAGACCUACUGCCCCUCUUUCAGUAUAACUGUCGGCAGUUUUCCAGCCCCCAGGACUGCCUCUCUUCUCCUGAGUUCCUGGAUCAUAUCCGAAAAGUAAUGUUGGUGAUUGAUGCUGCAGUGACCCAUGUGGAGAACUUGUCCUCUUUGGAGGAAUAUCUCACCAACCUGGGCAAGAAGCACAAGGCAGUUGGUGUGAAGCUCAGCUCUUUCUCGACAGUGGGUGAGUCCUUACUCUACAUGCUGGAGCAGUGCUUGGGCUCCACCUUCAAUGUGGCCAUGAAGGAGGCAUGGACACAACUUUAUGGGGCUGUGGUACAGGCCAUGAGCCGUGGCUGGAAUGGGGAGUAGAAGUCCUCACACUCUCCAAGCCCAUUCUCUACAUUAUGAAUCCAUCUCCCCUUUCUGCUGAUCAACAUGCUCUCUCUCAUGUUGCUUGAUGCCCCAGUCUCCCUAUCUCCUCCUCCUUCUCCUCCUCCUCCUCCUCCUCUCACUCUCUCUGUUUCUGUCUCUGUCUCUCUCUGAUUC